CUCGCACUCCCGCUCGGCCGCCCGACCGCGCGCUCGCCCCGCCGCUCCCGCCGCAGCCCGAGGGCCCCUCGCCGCCGCCACCAUGGACGCCAUCAAGAAGAAGAUGCAGAUGCUCAAGCUCGACAAGGAGAACGCCUUGGAUCGAGCCGAGCAGGCGGAGGCCGAUAAGAAGGCGGCGGAAGACAGGAGCAAGCAGCUUGAGGAGGACAUCGCGGCGAAGGAGAAGCUGCUGCGGGUGUCGGAGGACGAGCGGGACCGGGUGCUGGAGGAGCUGCACAAGGCGGAGGACAGCCUCCUGGCCGCCGACGAGGCCGCCGCCAAGCUGGAAGAUGAGCUAGUGUCGCUGCAAAAGAAACUCAAGGGCACUGAAGAUGAACUGGACAAAUACUCCGAGGCUCUCAAAGAUGCCCAGGAGAAGCUGGAGCUGGCAGAGAAAAAGGCCACCGAUGCGGAAGCCGAUGUAGCUUCUCUGAACAGACGCAUCCAGCUGGUUGAGGAAGAGUUGGAUCGGGCCCAGGAGCGUCUGGCAACAGCUUUGCAGAAGCUGGAGGAGGCCGAGAAGGCGGCAGAUGAGAGUGAGAGAGGAAUGAAGGUCAUUGAGAGUCGAGCCCAAAAGGAUGAAGAAAAAAUGGAAAUUCAGGAGAUCCAACUGAAAGAGGCCAAGCACAUCGCUGAAGAUGCCGACCGCAAGUAUGAAGAGGUGGCCCGCAAGCUAGUCAUCAUUGAGAGUGACCUGGAACGCGCAGAGGAGCGGGCUGAGCUCUCAGAAAGCAAAUGUGCCGAGCUUGAAGAAGAAUUGAAAACUGUGACGAACAACUUGAAGUCACUGGAGGCUCAGGCCGAGAAGUACUCACAGAAGGAAGACAAAUAUGAAGAAGAGAUCAAGGUCCUUUCUGACAAACUGAAGGAGGCUGAGACUCGGGCUGAGUUUGCGGAGAGGUCAGUAACUAAAUUGGAGAAAAGCAUUGACGACUUAGAAGAGAAAGUGGCUCAUGCCAAAGAAGAAAACCUUAGUAUGCAUCAGAUGCUGGAUCAGACUUUACUGGAGUUAAACAACAUGUGAAAACCUCCUUAGCUGCGACCACAUUCUUUUGUUUUGUUGUUUUGUUUUGUUUUUUAAAACCUGCUUACCAUGAAACCUCUUAAAUGCAUUUUUAUUUACUUUUACCACUGUCACAGAAACAUCUGCAAAGUACCAUGUCAGGGUGAUGAUGGUUUAAAUGUGCCAUUUCCCAGGUUGAUGUUGCCACACUUUGUAGAGAGUUUAGCAAUACAGUAUGCUUAGUCAGUGUAGGAGUCCUCACUAAAGCAGACAGAUUUCCAUGCGAAGUGCCAACAAUGGAGGGAACAGGAAGAUUAAUGUUGGAAACACAAUCAGGUGUGGAUUGGUGCUACUUUAAACAAAAGGUCCCCUGUGGUCUUUUGCUCAAUAUUGUACAAUUUAGAACUCUGUCCAACACUAAUUUAUUUUGUCUUGAGUUUUGCGAUGAGACUAUGGAUCCCGCAUGCCUGAAUUCACUAAAGCCAAGGGUCUGUAAGCCACGCUGCUCUUUUAAGACUUCCAUUCCCUUCUCAUUGGCACACUUGCAGCUCACUGCAGCUCCAUAGGGUAACAGUCGAUGUGGAUUUCCACUCUUCAUGUCUCCAUGUCAAAGUGAAAGAUUUAGGCACUACAUGAAUUGGUAAAGAGCAUUUUCUUAAGAGUUAAAACUAUAUGUAAACAUUGUAUAAUGAUAUGGAAUAAAAUGCACAUUGUAGGACAUUUUCUAAA
Propithecus coquereli (Coquerel's sifaka) is the source of this 1771-nucleotide messenger RNA. It is a transcript of the gene TPM1, whose product is annotated as tropomyosin 1 (alpha). The transcript has 10 exons. Lineage: Eukaryota; Metazoa; Chordata; Mammalia; Primates; Indriidae. The record is from RefSeq and is a predicted model, not a curated record. Gene Ontology annotation, biological process: actin filament organization; cardiac muscle contraction. Gene Ontology annotation, molecular function: actin filament binding. Bases 83 to 1063 code for a protein of 326 amino acids. Gene Ontology annotation, cellular component: actin filament.